Messenger RNA from Phyllopteryx taeniolatus (common seadragon), 1590 nucleotides. RefSeq names its product free fatty acid receptor 3-like. The transcript is spliced from 2 exons. The record is from RefSeq and is a predicted model, not a curated record. Lineage: Eukaryota; Metazoa; Chordata; Actinopteri; Syngnathiformes; Syngnathidae. Gene Ontology annotation, molecular function: G protein-coupled receptor activity. Gene Ontology annotation, biological process: G protein-coupled receptor signaling pathway; cellular response to fatty acid. The coding region runs from base 209 to 1123 and encodes 304 amino acids. Gene Ontology annotation, cellular component: plasma membrane.
UGAUUAUGACACAUUUCCGUGUAACAACGUGAGCUUACAAGCGGUUGCGGGGUGACGAUGUUUGGAGAGUGCGGACGACAAAUAUUGUGUCCAAAAACGUAUUAAAUUUCCGUCAGUGAAGGUGAGAUAGGAGAUAUUGAGUGUGAUAUACUUCUUGGGACAGUGUGUUGGAACAGCAGCCGCACAGUGAUGGAGAGACUGCUGCAUCAUGUUUGACAGUGGUCAGUGUGUGUCAGAGAGUGGCAUACUCCACCUGCUGCUUUCUGUCUACAUCUUCACCUUCCUGAUGGGGGUCCCCGCCAACAUUCUGGCUUUCUGCACCUUCUGCCACAAGGUGCGCACCCGGGCUGCGCCCAUCGACGUCCUCCUCCUCAACCUCACCAUCUCCGACCUCAUUUUCUUGGCUUUCCUGCCCUUCAAAAUGAAGGAGGCCUCAGACAACAUGGCCUGGGUGCUGCCCUUCCCGCUGUGUCCGUUUACCGGCUUCGUCUUCUACGUCACCAUAUACAACAGCACCCUGCUGCUCACCGCCGUGGGUGUGGAGCGCUACCUGGGGGUGGCCUACCCCCUCAGGUACGCCCUGUGCCGCAGGCCUCGCUACGCCGUGGUGGCCUGCGCGCUCUUCUGGGUGGUGACCUCCUUGAACCUCAGCAUUGUCUACAUCAUGCCUUACGCCCAGUGGGGUAACGACGGAGCCAAGCCCCCGUCCACCUGCUACAUGAAUUUCACCGAAGCCGAGCUCAAAAUCCUGCUGCCGGUCCGCCUGGAGCUCUUCUUAGUCCUCUUCUGCGUCCCCUUCGUCAUCUGCUGCUUCUGCUACGUGAACUUCAUCCUCAUCCUGUCGCGCCUCCCCAACAUCAGCAGGCGGCGGAGGCUGCGGGCCAUCGGACUGGCCCUCGGCACGCUCGUGGUGUUCGCCGUCUGCUUCGGUCCUUACAACGCCUCCCACGUGGUGGGCUUUGCGCGUCAGGAGAGUGAGGACUGGAGGAACGUGGCGUUGCUUUCGAGCACCCUCAACGCCUGCUUGGAUCCGUUCAUCUUCUACUUCUCGUCGGCGGCAGUUCGGAGCAUGCUAAAACACUGCUUUAAGAAUGUCGUGGCAAAGCUGCACAUCCUGAGAUGAGGAUGACCUGCUCGCAUCUCAGAGGACAAUAAUAUCAGCCAAUUAAGUUCUUACACUGUCUUGUGUUAUGUACGCUACUCACAAAAAACAGGAAUAUAUUCAGCUUUUGGGUCCAACUUCAGGAUUAAGCGAAAAUAACCUUUAGAAGUAAACUUAAUUUGACUUAUCUGUUCAAUGUUUCAGUACUUUUUGCUAGGCCUAUUUAAUCGGCUGAUGUUAGCCAGAAUCACCCCCCCACCCCAUAUUAAACGUUAAAACAAGACAAAGACAUUCAAACUAACAUUCCUCCCAAAAGUCGGCAAAAUAAUCAGCCAAUUUUGAUGUUAUUUUAUUUUCAAAUACUAUUGGAGAAAGUAUUGUAAAAUAGUCAAAUGUUCCUCCUGUAAUUCAUAUCUUUAUUGCUGCAAGCGUUAAGGAACCAAAAAAGAAGACAUUUUAGUCAUUAUAUAUUCGAAAAUUAAAUCUGC